AUGCUUCGGUAUUUGCGCUCAGAUGCGACCCCCCUAUCUCCUGAAGAUAUUCAAGAUAUUAUUAAAGCCAAAAAUUCGAUGAAGCGGGCAUCAGAAGCAAUGGCUAACAAAUACAAAAUAUCAACACGACGUGUAUAUCAAAUAUGGAGAGGAGUUCAUCCACCAACAGAUCCUAAAGAUAUGUUUAGUAUUCCAAAAUUCCCAGAUUCAGAUCAGGUCAGAUCUGGAUCAUUAGAUACUGAUUUGCUUCAACCACAUUACAUAGAAAGUAACAUUAUUUUAGGUAGUAAAGCGAAAAAGACUGGAGGAAAAAAACCCAAGUCUAAGUCUGCUGGCAUCUCUGAACUAUCUAUUAUCCAGAAUCAGCUAACGCCUGAAAGCUCAGAAAUUUUGAAUAUUAGCAAAGAGGAUCUGAAUGCAUUUUAUGAAAAAGAAGCUAUCCGAGAUGAAAAAAUAAAGCAGAAAUGA
Molecule: messenger RNA, 468 nt
Organism: Dentiscutata erythropus
Lineage: Eukaryota; Fungi; Glomeromycota; Glomeromycetes; Diversisporales; Gigasporaceae
Source: the annotation of a GenBank genome assembly